Cynocephalus volans (Philippine flying lemur) is the source of this 4436-nucleotide messenger RNA. It is a transcript of the gene PTER, whose product is annotated as phosphotriesterase related. The coding region runs from base 765 to 1826 and encodes 353 amino acids. The record is from RefSeq and is a predicted model, not a curated record. Gene Ontology annotation, molecular function: zinc ion binding; hydrolase activity, acting on ester bonds. NCBI's taxonomy places the organism in Eukaryota, Metazoa, Chordata, Mammalia, Dermoptera, Cynocephalidae. Gene Ontology annotation, biological process: catabolic process. The transcript has 5 exons.
AGUGGGGACACGGAAAAGGCCCGGGAAGUUGGCCUUGCGGACGGUCCGGGGGAGCAGGCGGCGCGCAGCGAGCACAGAAGGCGCGCGAGAGCCGGAGCGGGCGCGGGAGCGGUGGGCCCGGUAGGAGGGGUGGGGCCCAGCGCCGGGGUCGCCGCGGGGGCUCCCUGCCGAGCUCGGCGCGGGAUUGGCUGCGGUGAGCCCUCGCGGAGGCCCGCCCUGGAGCAGGGCCUGCGAUCAGCCUGCGCUUUGACCCGGGGGAGCUGCAGAGACUGGAGCGCGGGAGGCUGGCCUGGGCUCGAGGGCUGGGGAACCGAAGUCGCAAGUCCCAGGAAGCCUGACUUGAGAGCCCGAGGCCGAGUUGCUCGACAGAAGAGCUCCGGGGGCGUCGUCGGGCAGCUGUGCUGGGUUGGGGGCGUCUCCUCCCUGCUCAUCCUCCUUGAAUAAGCUUUCUCCUUGAAUAAGCUUUUUUUUUUUUUGGCCGGUAAGGGGAUCGCAAUGCUCGGCACGGUGUGGUCCGCACCACGCUCAGCCAUCCCUAUACAGGAUUCGAACCCGCGGCCUCGGCGCUACGGGCGCCGCGCUCUCCCGCGUGAGCCACGGGGCCGGCCCUGGAAUAAGCUUUUGACAGCAUACUACUAAGCCUCGCGGCCCCAGCCUUGCCAUUUAUUUGACCGUCUCCUGGUUCUUCUAUCAUGACUGUAUUCCAAACACUUAGGUGCGCCUCCCCACGGAUACGAGCAAGGUGGAUACAGCAAUGAUGUUGGAUGACAUUUGUAAAGACGCCUCAGAAAACACUCAUUUUUGAGCAUCUCCUGGUGGUACCAUCAAAAAUGUCUUGCUUACGUGGGAAAGUCCAGACUGUUUUGGGCCUCGUGGAGCCAAGCAAACUGGGCCGCACCCUUACCCAUGAACAUUUGACAAUGACCUUUGACUGCUGUUUCUACCCACCUCCUCCAUGCCAUGAAGCUACCUCUGAGGAACCUAUCAUGAUGAAAAAUUUAUUUUGGAUUCAGAGAAACCCUUAUUCCCAUAAAGAGAACCUACAGUUGAAUCAAGAGACAGAAGCCAUAAAGGAAGAAUUGUUGUAUUUUAAAGCUCACGGUGGAGGAGCUAUGGUAGAGAACAUGACCUCUGGAAUUAGCCGAGAUGUGCAGACAUUGAAGUGGCUUGCUGAAGAGACUGGUGUCCAUAUCAUAUCUGGAGCUGGGUUUUAUGUGGAUGCAACUCACUCUUCAGAGACCAGAGCCAUGUCAGUGGAACAGCUUACUGAUGUCCUUAUUCAUGAAAUUCUGCAUGGAGCUGAUGGAACCGGUAUCAAGUGUGGUGUUAUUGGCGAAAUUGGCUGCUCCUGGCCUUUGACUGAGAGUGAAAGAAAGGUUCUUCAGGCAACGGCUCAUGCCCAGGCUCAGCUUGGCUGUCCUGUUAUUAUCCAUCCUGGACGGAAUCCAAGUGCACCAUUUCAAAUUAUCCGAGUAUUGCAAGAAGCAGGUGCAGACAUCUCCAAAACAGUUAUGUCACACCUUGAUAGGACUAUACUUAAUAAGAAAGAGCUACUGGAGUUUGCUCAACUUGGCUGUUACUUGGAAUUUGAUCUCUUUGGUACCCAGCUCCUUCAUUACCAGUUCAAUCCGGAUAUUGACAUGCCUGAUGAUAACAAAAGAAUUAGAAGCCUCUUUGUAGCAGUGCAGUGUAUCAUUUGCACCCCAUGCCUUCCAUGGGGCCCCCAGACCUUCUGGAACAAGAGAGAGAGAGAACCUUUAAAGUGCGAUCUGCGGAGGAGAUAUGAGACAAGGAUGACCAGUGCCUCCUCCAACAUUUCUUCUUAGCAGCUUUUGGUUAUUAGCUCAAGAAUGAGAACUUUAAUUUGGUUUGCUUUUAUUGUGCCAAAUGUAAACAUUCUGGAUGUAUGGAAAUACAUCAAGAAUUUUAUCUAUGUGUGCGUGUAUGUGUGCAUGCACGUGUGUGUUUGCAUGUGUGUGUGCACGCUUAAUCUUCCUUAAAUUAAAAAUAUGCAUUAGGCCACUUCACCCAAGUACAGCUCAUGUUAAUUACUGAAUAACGUUUUGGGUGUUGUAUGCUCCAGUGUCCCAUUUUCCCCCACGCCCAGGGUGCUUGGUUUUCAUCAUUCAUCUGCGGUCCUUUUCUGAGCCAUAGUAGUCUAAACCUCUGAAGUGCAAGAACAUAGAAGCACGCCUCUGCCUACCUCUGGUUUUCAGCACCAGAAAUUCUGUGUCUAACACCUGUUUUCAAUCUUCUGCUCCACUUCUCAAAUCUUAUUAUAUCUCUGCCUUUUCACACUUUGUAGUCUCUCUCUAAUAUUUGUUUGCAAAACACUAACUCAUUUGUAUUUCUAUAAUUACUGUGAUUUUUUGUCUUCUCCUCUGUAGUGGUUCCUCCCUUCUGGCGGCAUCUCUGUGACUACUGUUCUUCCAUACAGUGACACAACUUCAGAGAUGAUCUCUUAGCUUAAGCGUGACCAGGCAGGCUUCCUUGAUAAUCAAGAUAUAAUUGUGUUUCUAGAGCCAUAACAUUAUCUUUCUUGUGAGAUAAUUAGUCUCUUGAUUCAUGACCUAAUGAGCUCUAAGGGUUCCCAUUUUUAAAUAAGAGUAUCUUGUCUACUACAUUCUUUCUUUACUGCUUCACAAUUCGAUAACCUCAUGUUUCAAGAUGUAACACAAGAUAUCUUACAGGAAUUUGUUUAUCCAUACAAUAUGCCUUUGUAGCAUGAGAUAUCAUAUUUCUCAAAUAAAGAAAAGAGACAAAGACUUAGGGAAAUGAUCAGAAAAUAUCGGGAAGAAAGUGUAUCCUAAAACUUCCUGUCCUGUGAUACUCCUUUGCUGUUGUGGAUUAAGGUUCAUCGUGUAUGCACUCUCUAAAAUCUUUCUCUUUUUUUCAUAAGUGAUCAUAUAACUUUCUUAGAUAAUUCCCUUAAAUAGAGUUUGUUCCAAAAGUAACUGCAGAUCAGGACAUUAAGACAUUAUACAGAUUUCAACAUGGCAGAUCAUCUUAGUGGCACAAUGGCAUUACAUGCACUUAUAAGACAGGCAUGGGGUACUCGUGGCAUGAAUGCUGCUUUCCAGACAAGGCAUCCAGGUUGGCUCUUCAAUUCUGGUGCUUGUAUUCCUUUGACCUGUAAAAGCAAGGUCUACUCUUCAAUUACAAUUUAUUUUUAAAUGUAUGUCCUCAGAGAGUAGGGCUUUGCACUUGAAUUUUUUUUGUGUGUAGUGCUCCACAUUUUGCUUACUGUAGUAGAUUAAAUAGUACUCAUGCACUAGAAUGCCAAGUAAUGCUAUUGAAACAAAAAAGAUACCUUUCAAAUAAUCAGCUCCUGGAGGAAGGCGCUGUCUAUCUUUCUAGAUCCACUUGGGAAUCUAGAGAUUGACAAGACUAUAGAGAGACUCUCAGAGAAGAGUCAUUAUUGUCUGCGAAUUGCCUCUUGGGCCAUCAGAGACCUAUGGAAGUCAUGGCAGACACUGCCCAGAGUCCAGACAUACACAGAUGGUGGCUGUCAGGAGGUGACUCACCCUAUGGAUUACAGCAUUUAACAAAGCAAAAAGGAUUGCAUUUUUAGACAGUAGUCAGAAAGCUCUCCUUUAGGCAACUGACUGUAAAUUUAAAGGAACAGCUUAUUAUUUUAGCAAUCUUGUUGGCAUGGAAGGAAGAUAGAAUAAAUUUGUAUUGGUCAAUUCAAUACAAUGCUCAGAGACUACUACUAAGCCAGAAUUCCCACAGACUUCAAAGGGACAAAUCCUCUAACUACAGAGGAACAUACCUUUGCUAACCUUUUUCAGUGUGUAGUUUAUCAUUCUCCUUUCAUUUGCAAACCAACUAAUUUGACCCUCAGAAUGUUUUACUUGUAUGGAGAUUCCUUUUAUUUUCCUAACUUAAUCACAAACAGCCAUUGAUUUUAUUUGCUAGAUAAAAGGAAAGAGAGAGAAUGAGAUCUGAAAAAUGGGCCCACUAAGAUGGGCAUUUUAUAGAUGACAGCCAAAUGCAAAUCCAGAAGAAAGUUAUUUAGUGAAAUGCUAAAGUGGUCAUUCAUUCAAACUGGCACAUCCUACUAGAAGCUAUCUUUAAUGCAGUAUUGCCAAGCACUGUCAUAAAUAUCACAGGCUAGAAAUAUAUGUGUGCAUGGAAUAAGGAUCAUGUUCCUUCUAGGAUGCAGCAGUAUCUUCAUCAUCACCACACAAUAUUUAUUAAGGGUCUCCCGGUACACAUGCCAGAUUGGAAGGCAGAAUCUUUAUGACAAGCACACACAAUAAGUUUAUGAGUAAAAGAGGUUACAGCACCCUGAAAAUCUAAAAUGUAAGACAAAUGACAUAUAAUAAGUUAACAUUUUUUACAGGGUGCGUCUCCUGGUGGCUGAGGGCUAUGAAGAUCGAAUUCUGAUGGCACAUGACAUACACACAAAGCAUCGGCUGAUGAAAUAUGGAGGU